AUGGUGGCGUCUUUAGACAAUGUGAGGGGCUUAACUUUGGCCAUGUCAUCUAGUGCAUUCAUUGGUUCUAGCUUUGUGAUCAAGAAAGUUGGAUUGAAGAAGGCUGGGGAUAAUGGAAGGCGUGCAGCUUCUGGAGGUUUCUCAUAUCUAUAUGAGCCAUUAUGGUGGUUGGGAAUGAUAACUAUGAUUCUAGGCGAGGUAGCCAAUUUUGCAGCAUAUGCAUUUGCCCCUGCUGUACUUGUUACUCCUCUAGGAGCUCUAAGCGUCAUAUUUAGUGCAGUGCUCGCACACUUCAUUCUGAAAGAAAAUUUGCACAUGUUUGGCAUUGUUGGUUGCAUACUAUGCGUUGUUGGUUCUGUUGGUAUAGUUUUGCAUGCCCCAAAGGAGAGAAAAAUUGAUUCUAUGAAGGAAAUAUGGCAUCUUGCAACACAGCCAGGCUUUAUUGUUUAUUCAUGCGUGGCGGUGGCCUGCGUUCUUUUUUUGAUAUUCUGGGUUGUUGAACGCUCUGGGCACAGAUUGAUGCUUGUUUACAUAGCAAUCUGUUCAUUAAUGGGAUCUCUUACGGUUAUCAGUGUAAAAGCAGUUGCCAUUGCUUUAAAGCUAUCAUUUAGUGGAUCAAAUCAAUUCAUCUACGUUCAGACAUGGUUCUUCAUAGUAGUAGUCACUAUUUGCUGCUUGGUGCAGUUAAACUACUUAAAUAAGGCUCUGGACUCGUUCAACACGGCUGUGGUUUCUCCUGUAUACUACGUGAUGUUCACCAUUCUUACCAUUGUUGCGAACAUGAUCAUGUACAAGGACUGGGCCUCGCAAACUGCAACACAGAUCGCAACACAGCUAUGUGGGUUUGUGACCAUUGUCGCGGGGACUUUUCUGCUUCACAAGACUAGGGAUAUGGGGAAUCCACCACCACCUGACCAAAUGUGCCUGGAAGAAGCCGGAGAAUGUGCUCCACGGUCAAUGAACAGCUCUAGCUGA
Messenger RNA from Miscanthus lutarioriparius, 975 nucleotides. The record is from the annotation of a GenBank genome assembly. NCBI's taxonomy places the organism in Eukaryota, Viridiplantae, Streptophyta, Magnoliopsida, Poales, Poaceae.